ACUUAGUACUUGAGCGUGGAGUUUGGAGUCUGCCCUCCUCUCCGAUAAAACAUAAUAGGAGAAGCUUGGACUUGCUCUGCCUUUCUUUUUUUGGCCCUUUAGAGCCACUUCAGCUGCUGACUCCUUUUUUUUUUGUCUGUGUCGGUUUUUUAUUCUUCUGGCUGCAGAGAGAGGACACACAAUGUUAACUCUGGUUGUGUUCUUGCUUUGUACAGCCUCCUGUGUCUCAGCUUCUGCCAAAGGUGGUGCUGCUGGACCCCGGCUGAACAACAACCAGCUGUACAAAUUCAGCUACACCACCGAGGUGCUGGUGGACAGGGCCAGGGGGUCAAAAGAGGGCAGCACUGGCUACAGGAUCUCCAGCGAUGUGGACGUCAACCUAGUCUGGAGAGAUCCCAGCAGCAAAGAUGACCAACUGAUUCGACUGGUGAUCUCGAAUGUGAGGAUCGACCCUGCAUCCCGUCGAUCAGAGAAAAAGAACAUCCUCCAUGGAUCCACAGCAGAAAGUGUUUUGGGAAAGACCAAACUAGCAGCUCUGAUGAAACCUUUCUUAUUACAUCUGAAAAAUGGAAAGGCAAAAGCAUUUUAUUCUUACUGGGCUGAACCUGCAACCAUCAAGAAUCUUAAAAGAGGGCUGGCCAGCUUACUGCAAGUACAACUCAAAACUGGGAAGGUUAUAGAGAAUGAUGUGUCUGGAAGGUGCACAGUGGACUACAAAGCAGUCAAAGGUCAAGUGACAAGAACCAAGAUCCUGGACACGUGUAAAACACCAGAGACCGGAUUCACCACACACAGUCAGGUUUUGGGUGUGAGCAGGAAGUCAAAUUCUGUUACAGUGUUCACACUCGAAGAUGGUUUCAUUGGCUCGGCCGUGGCUGAAGAAAUGCACUCACUGGCUGUUAACGCCCGCAGAUCUGCUGCUGCUAAAGUUGUGUCCAGACAAACCCUCAAAUUGGUAGGGACUGAGGCUGGACCGCUGGAGGCUGCUGGGAAAGAUAUCGCCGGGGUUGUCAAGUCAAUUGAUGCCAAACUGGCAGCUGUUGGUAUUGUGGCGGAGAAGGUCAAAUCCCAGUGCAAGGGAUGUCCAUCACUUUUUGAACAUUGGCAGGCUCAACAGAAGCAGCUGGAGCCAGCGAGCCUGUCCAAAGCCACGGCUCCUCGCAGCUUCCUGGCCCUCAUCCAGAGCAUUAGGAAGGCAUCCAAGGACGAUAUCCUCAAAGUGCUGAAGAGUGCCAGCAAGACAUCUCUACCUCAGGUGGUGGAUGCUGUGACUUCCUCCCAGACCGCUGCAUCUCUGGAUGCCAUGCUCGAAUUCCUUAAUUUCACCGAUGCCAAAAGUUUCGUUCUGCAGGAGAGGUUUCUCUAUGCAUGUGGUUUUUCUUCACAUCCCAAUGAGAGGAUGCUCCAGGCUCUGCUGGAUAUUUCAAAGGGAAAGAUCGGCAGCACUGACAUCAAAGAGUCAGUGGUGAUCAUUAUGGGAGCCCUGGUCCAUAAGCUAUGUCAGAAAGGAGGUUGCAACUUACCGGCGGUGGUGAAGGUGAAGAAACUGAUUUUAGAAGGUCCCGACAGCACAAAGGUCGAGUCCGAGGUCCAGAUGUAUCUUCUGGCACUAAAGAACUCUUUGCUUCCUGAGGCAAUUCCCAUCUUUACCAAAUACGCAGAGUCAGAGGUGGGAGCUUACAACACCAUCUCCCUGACUGCUCUGCAGAGAUAUGAUGUCAAUCUCAUGACCAAUGAGGUGAAGCUGACGGUGAACAGAGUUUACCACCAGAAUCGACGGAUCUAUGAGAAAAACGUGAGAGCUGCCGCCGCUGACGUCAUCCUCAGUAGCAACCCAUCAUACGUGGAGGUCAAGAAUCUGCUUCUGUCAAUCGGAAACUUGCCUUAUGAAAUGAACAAAUACAUGCUGUCUAAGAUCCAGGACAUCCUCCGCUUCCAGCUGCCUGCCAGCAAAGUUAUACAACAAGCUAUGAAGGACAUGAUUUCCCACAAUUAUGACCGCUUUGCAAAGGUUGGAUCAUCGUCUGCCUACUCUGGAUUCAUGGCACAAUCUGCCGAUGUGACCUCCACAUACAGUUUGGACAUCCUGUAUUCAGGCUCUGGUGUCCUGAGGAGAAGUAACAUGAAUAUUUACGGUGCUAGUAACGGAGCAAUGCUACAUGGACUGCAGGUUGCAAUUGAGGCUCAGGGUCUUGAGUCGCUGAUUGCUGCCACCCCCGAUGAGGGAGAGGAAGACCUGGAGUCAUUUGCUGGAAUGUCGGCUCUGCUGUUUGACGUGCAGCUGCGACCUGUAACCUUCUUCAAGGGUUACAGCGACCUCAUGUCCAAAAUGUUCUCCAUGUCUGGGGAGCCCAUGAAUGUAGUGAAGGGCCUGAUCCUGCUGACUGAUCACUCUGAGGUGAUCCAGCUGCAGUCUGGUCUGAAGGCGAGUGCAGAGUUCCAAGGAGGGUUGGCUAUUGACAUCUCUGGAGGCAUGGAGGUCAGUCUGUGGUACAGGGAGUCCAAGACCAGCGUCAACAACAGGGGAGCGUUAGUUGUCACUGGAAAUGUUACAGUGGACAUGGACUUCAUGAGAGCGGGUGUGGAGGUCAGCUUCGAAACAGAAGCGUCACUGGACUUCAUCACCACCGUCCAGUUUUCUGAAUAUCCCUUCCUGGUAUGCAUGCAGAUGGACAAAACUACCUUCCCCUUCAGUGAGUCCGUGAGCAAGUACGAGAGCUUGUCAUCAGGGAAGAGCAUCGCGUCGCACAAGAGCAAGAAGCAGCUUGUCCCUGGCUCUGAAUUCCCUCUUCACCAGGAGAACUCAAACAUGUGCAAGAGGGUUUUUGACUCCAGCUGGUAGAAGAGAUACAAUGAACUAUCCAGGAACAAGUUCUUAUGGGCCGAGUAUUGUAACUCAAAAGAGGGUUUAUUGCAUUCAGGGACAGCUAUCACACCUCAGCUUUAUGCAGUGAAACACUGUAAGAGAGAGAAGUUGUGAAUUUUUUUUUUUUUCUAACAACACAUGCAAUGUUUACAUUCCUGUGAGUAUUUAAGUCAUUUUAAUUUGACAUUUUGUUUUGAAAUAUAGAAUUCUUUUCAUGGAUUUCCUUGAAAAUGUAUUUAUGAUGGGCACACACAGGAUGUACGUUUUAUUUGAUAGGUAAUACUCAGCAUGAAUAAUACCACUGUAAUUCCCCCCCAACAUAGUUACAGCAAAUAUGUACAUGUAACUGUGACGCUGCAAACACUGGAUUCACUUCCCCCCCCAUGAAUAGAAACGCUCCUUCCUGUCAACAUUCCUUUGUUUUUUUAAAUAAAUAUGUUUUCUGAGGAGAAGCCAUUUUUUGUUUUAUGUCACCGUAUCACUGUUCACACACUUGAAAUAACUUAUUAAGCAAAGUAAUACCAAUUAAUUCCAUUUUUAUAAUCAUGCAGACGAUUUUUAAUUGUUCCUAUGGAGACAAUGACUGCAUUGUCUCAGCUUUGUACUUUGCAAGAUCUGAGGUGAAAAUCGAGUCCAUCAACGCUUGAAUAUAUUUUUUGUACACGGCUGUAAUUGCUGUUUGUCUGUGAACAUUUGGGUAUUUUUAAAACUUCUCUGAACUUUUUCACAUUUAGGGAUCAGUUUGUUCAAUCUGUAAUUGGCUGACAAUAAAUGUGCACUGUCAAUGCUUCUGA
Molecule: messenger RNA, 3660 nt
Organism: Larimichthys crocea (large yellow croaker)
Lineage: Eukaryota; Metazoa; Chordata; Actinopteri; Sciaenidae
Gene: mttp
Product: microsomal triglyceride transfer protein
Exons: 18
Coding region: 182-2842 (886 amino acids)
Biological process (GO): cholesterol homeostasis; lipid transport; lipoprotein metabolic process
Cellular component (GO): basolateral plasma membrane; Golgi apparatus; endoplasmic reticulum
Molecular function (GO): lipid binding
Source: RefSeq, a predicted model, not a curated record